CGCAGGAGCUACGAGCUCCUACGCGUAGCACCGACCGAGCAGCGGCAUCGCCGUCGCCGCUCCCGCUCAGCUAAGCGUAGUCCAGUCUGGCGCCAAGCCCCGUCGCGGUCGGUCGCUUCAGAGCGCUUCCCCGCGCUUCGUUCGCGCCGAGACAGACGUUAACCUUUGAAUAAGUGCAGUCGGAUAUUUGUGCAAUAACACAGUGUUUGUGACGAUGUGAUGUGUGUUUGAGUUCAGCGGCGGAAGGAUUUAUUUUUAUUUGUUUUUGUCGUCCCAUGGUGGAGCGCCGGCACCAUGUCGGCGGUGAUGAGCACGCUCUCCAUCAUCAGCGGCGGCCGCCGCGCGCACCGCAAGCUCGCCAGCGGGCGCAAGUCCGGGCAGCUGUCGGACGCGGGCGAGGACCGCGCUCGCGCACAGCACGAGCUCAAGCAGCAGCGCUCCGCCUCCCUGCAAACGCUGGAGACGGGCGGGGGCGGGGGCGGGGGCGGGGUCGUCAACCUCGAGAGCCUGGAGGCUAAGAUGGCCAGCAUCGAGGUUUCGCUGGCUGGUUCCCGGCGUAGAAGCGCGGGCGCACGUGACGUCACCCGGGAACUGGACGCGCUACGCACCGCGCUCAGUGACAAAGACACGCUCAUACAAAGCCUCAAGAAGCAGCUGAGCGCGUCGCUGAGCGCGGCGCGGCUGGCUGCGCAGGCGUCGUCGCCGGUGGCGCGCGGCGAGGACGCGCCCGCGCUGUCGGCCGACGAGCGCCGCGCGCUGGAGGAGCGCGCCGCCGCCGUGCGCGCCGACCUCGAGGCGAGGAGGAACAACAUACACGAGCUGAGGAAGCGGCUGGAGAAGACGCAUGUCACCGACAACAUCGACACGCGCAUCCAGCAGGCCGAGCUGCAGUACAAGCUGGGCCGCGAGGAGCUGGAGCUGCUGACGCUGGGCGAGCAGGCGCGCGCGCUGGCGCAGCUCAUCGACCACGCCGACGCCGCCGCCAAACGCAACGACACGCCCACGCUCUACAGCACGGUGCGCGACUGCGGCGGGUCCGCGUCGCUGGUGGCGGCGGAGGCGCGCGAGGGCUCGUGGGGCGCCGCGCCCCGGGGCCCCGGCUUCAGCGUGGACUGGCCGGGGGACAACACCGCCAUGCGCGCUGGAGACAGGCUAAUAGAAGUGAACGGCACGUCGGUGCUGUCGUGCCGGAGCCAGGAGGAGCUGCAGCGCGCCGUCAGCGCUGGCAACCCUGCAAAAUUGGUCGUGUUGCGGGCGUUAGCGGCGCACGCGCACAAUCCGCAACCUGCGUUCACACAGAACGAGGCAGCGUCGCUCCGCGCCGAGCUGGGCUCGCUGCGCGCCACGGCCGACGAGGCGGAGCGCGCCAAGGAGGGCCUGCGCGCCGACAACACGCGCCUCACGCACCGCAUCUCCUACCUCGAGGACCAGGUCGCCGAGAUGCGAGCAAACCACGCACAGCUUCAACCGGUGAGCAGCAACGACAGCUGCAUAACAGUGAACAAGACCAAAAAGAACGUCACCAACAUCAACAUCACCUCCGAGCCGCCGGCCAAGUGCAAGCAGAGCCCCAAGUCCGAGGUGCAGGUGUUCCAGAAGGGGCCAGACAUCACCGCCAUCGUGGCUAAGCUGCCCGGGCUCGACGGCGCCGAGGCCAACCUGCCGCUCAUGAGGCCCAGGUCCAACGCGUCCGGCGCAUCUUCGCGCGUGGCGGCGUCACCCAGGGCGUCGCCUCCACCGAACCACCGCUCGCACAGCUCCCACAGCCUCGAGCAUCGCGCGGGCCGCAUGCGGCACUCGCUCUCCCACCACUGCAUCCACGGCGCCGUCGACUACAGCGCCGAGACCGACGCCGCGAUCCGGAUGAUCGAACGCAACCAAAGACACAUAGAAAAACAGCGGAUGAAGUCCGAACGGCUCAACAGGUCCAAGGGCGAGGAAUACUUUAGAUCAGACAGCGACCUCGACGUGCGGGACUCCCACUCGAACGUCGGCGCGUGCGACCCCCGGCACUACGAGAUAAAGAAGGCCGCGGAUCGAAUAGAGGAGAGCAUCAAGAAGACCAACUGGGCCGAACGGAAGACGCUCUCGAUCAUCGAGCAGCUGAAGAGGUCCCAGAGGAUGCGGAAGAUGAAGAAGAACGACAGCGCCGAGGACGUCCAGGUGGUCGAGACGGAGAAACACUACAUGUACCACAGGAUAGACGGCAAAGUUUUGGAGAACGCUCACAAGUCCAGCCGGAGGUCGUCGAAACUUCACUCGCGGAGCGCGAAGUCGUCCGAGUUCGAGUCGGAGUGCUCCGACUUCCCCAACGGCGAUAUUUACAGUAGCUCACCGCGCAUAGACUACGGCUCCGAGAGCUGCUCCACGCGCGCGAGCCACUACAAGAAGCACGACGAGCGGGACGGGCGGUGCCGGCCCACGCCGCCGCGCAAGCCGCUGCGGCUGUCGCUGCACAAGGCUCGCAGCGCGCACUCGCUCGUCAACGGCGGCGAGUCAGACGCGGCGAGCCGGCCGCCGUCGGAGGCGCGCGAGGACAAGCGGCCCGUGAAGCGCUCGCACGCGGCCGAGCGCUGGUCGCGCGAGCGGCUGCGGGACCCGGCGCGCGCCACGCCGCGGCCCGCGCGCAAGCUGCUCCACGGGCUCAGCGCGCCCGCCGCCGACGACCUCUAUCCCGACCAUCACGCGCCGCGCGCGUCUCUCGUGCACGCCGGCAAGUGGUGCUAGCGCGCGCAGAAGCCUCUUCGCACGUUAUAAAUAGAAAGAAAGAUAGACACUGUACAUUAAACGGAACACCGAUGUAAAUAUGCUACACGAUGAGCACCCACCGCGUGAAUACUCACCUGAAUAUAAAAUAUAUUUAUUGAGGUAUACAUUUUUAACACUAAGGAUAGAUAAAUGACAUAAACCGAUUUGAAAAUGACUGUUUUAUUGAGUCCACCUUAAUAUUCGGAUACAAGAUGCCGUAGUCUAACUGACACGCGCUUAGCGUUACGAAACUGUAUGUCCUUAAUAUUACUAACUCGAAUUGAUUAUGUAUCAAGUAGGCUAAACGAUUGUAAAACUGCAAAGUUAAAUAUACUUCGUAUUAAUUUUACUUUAAAUAUAACACGCAUUCUCUCGCUCGUACGUUUAGAUAGUAGUAACUAAAUAUAUAUUUUGCGUCACUUUUCACUGAUAAAUAUCAAUGUGGUGCGGUACACUCCAGAAGAAUCCCCAAAGGCACAUAUUAGAUUUUGGAUUUCUUAUGAAGUAUACGAAAGUGUGAUCGAUAGCUCCGAACAAAAUAUAAAUUCAUAAAUUCACAGACAUAAAACAGUAACUCUCACAAUAAAAUUAUAUAUUAGUUGCAACAAAAACAAAAGACAGUAUUUACACCAAACGUUAUCAUAAUAAUAUAAACAUAGAUCGGCCCGGAGCCGUGCCGACUGCGGCGCCGUGAAACUUGUUCAUAGUUCAAAUGUCAAGUCACACAGCCGAUUGAAAUCUUUGAAGAUGACUCGAUAAAUAAUGCAUCAAAAAGGUCCACGAUGCAAAAAUAUCGAUUAAAUCCAGCCGAAUAUUGCUUUGCUUACUCAUGGUAUGCAACUUCUUGCAACUGCACUUGACCGUUUAGACUUCAAAAUGAAC
This is a messenger RNA of Ostrinia furnacalis (Asian corn borer), 3630 nucleotides long. It is a transcript of the gene sprt, whose product is annotated as PDZ domain-containing protein sprite. NCBI's taxonomy places the organism in Eukaryota, Metazoa, Arthropoda, Insecta, Lepidoptera, Crambidae. Gene Ontology annotation, molecular function: protein binding. Bases 295 to 2727 code for a protein of 810 amino acids. The transcript is spliced from 11 exons. The record is from RefSeq and is a predicted model, not a curated record.